Molecule: messenger RNA, 1799 nt
Organism: Daucus carota subsp. sativus
Lineage: Eukaryota; Viridiplantae; Streptophyta; Magnoliopsida; Apiales; Apiaceae
Product: DEAD-box ATP-dependent RNA helicase 58, chloroplastic
Exons: 10
Coding region: 108-1526 (472 amino acids)
Molecular function (GO): ATP binding; RNA helicase activity; RNA binding
Source: RefSeq, a predicted model, not a curated record
AGUCCAGGUGAUACUCUUCUCCAACAGGCCCAUAAUGAAGCUCCGAACGUAACUCAUCACUCAUCUCCGUACCAAAACCAACCAAACUGUCAUUUCUUCAUAUCGCCAUGGCUACUUAUCUCCAUCUCACUCACCUUCAACAUCUCUCCCCAAUAACCCCUCAAAACUCUAACUCCCCUCUCGUUUCACCAAUCCCGAGGCACUCCAUUUCGUUCCUUCACAGCCGUUGGAUCAAAACCACACACUCCUUAUCUACACGCUCUACCACACGAUCGUCUCUCGUAUCGGCUGAUGUUGUAACGGAGCAGACUAACAAGCCUACUCUCCGGGAGCUCUGUCAAGGUCACGUGCCUGAACACGUGCUGCGCCGCGGGGAAGAGGUCGGAUUUGUGCUACCUACGGAUGUCCAGGAGCAGGCUCUGCCAAUCCUGUUUUCUGGCCGUGAUUGUAUACUCCAUUCGCAGACAGGUUCAGGGAAGACCCUGGCCUAUCUGCUAUUGAUAUUCUCAGUUUUAAGCACUCGGAGGUCAACUGUGCAAGCACUGAUUAUUGUGCCCACCAGGGAGCUUGGCAUGCAGGUUACAAAAGUUGCUCGUACUCUUGCUGCAAAAAGUGGGGAGCCUGGAACUGAAGAGAAACCUUGCACAGUCAUGGCUCUUCUUGACGGAGGAACUUUGAGAAGGCACAAGAGUUGGUUGAAGGCGGAGCCUCCUACAAUAGUGGUUGCAACAAUGGGGAGCUUGAGCCAGAUGUUAAAUAAGAACAUUUUAAAGUUAGAAUCUAUAAGGGUUCUCGUAAUCGAUGAGGUCGAUUUCAUGUUUAAUUCUUCAAAACAAAUCAGUGCUGUUAGAAAGCUGCUAAAUAUGUACUCCGCGAACAUUCGUCAAACUAUUUUUGCCAGUGCAUCAGUUCCCCAGCACAACCGGUUCGUGUAUGAUUGCAUACAGCAGAAAUGGACCAAGGCUGAUGUUGCACACGUGCAUGUAAAUCCCAUUGAGCCAAUGCCAUCACGCUUGCAUCAUAGAUUUGUGAUAUGUGGUAAAAAUGAAAGGCAUGCAACCUUACUCUCGCUGGUGCAGUCUGACGCACCUCAGUCUGCCAUUAUAUUUGUUGGUGAGCAGUCUGAGAAGUCAAAAAAGGCUGGAAAUGCUCCACCAAUAACCACUUUAAUUGACCUUCUGAAGAGUUCACCUGCUGGAUGUUCAGAGAUUCUACUUUUGGACGAGGAUGUAAAUUUCAACUCACGAGCAGUGUCAUUAUCUGAAAUGAGACAAGGUGGUGGUUAUCUUCUGGUGGCUACAGAUAUAGCAGCUAGAGGAGUUGACUUGCCUGAAACAACCCAUAUAUACAACUUUGAUCUGCCAAAAGAUGCUGUAAGUUAUCUCCAUCGAGCUGGUAGGACAGGGAGGAAGCCUUUUUCUGAUAACAAAUGUGUUGUUACAAGCAUUUUAACUUCAGAAGAGCAAUUCGUGUUGCGGAGAUAUGAAAAUGAGUUGAUGUUUCAGUGUGAAGAGUUGUUUUUGUAGAUAUGAUUGUAAAUUAUUUUGAAAUUUUAGAUUGAAGCCGGUACGAGCAGUCACAGUUUUCUUUUUCCUACAACAAAUGCGCUGUUACAAGAAUUUCCAACUUCAGAAGAGCAAUUUGUGUUGAGAAGAUAUGAAAAUGAGCUACUGCCUCGGCAUGAAGAGUUUGUUAUUGUAGAUACAGUUGAGAAAUUUAUAUCAAAGUCCUGUUUAGAAACAGUUGUGAAUUUCCCUAUUAAUUUCAAUUAAAUAUAUUGUUAGCUUGUUUUUACUGCA